AUGAGCGAAGAGGCCCCGGCCGGCAUGGCCGACGACGGGACCCCCGAUGCCGGGUUCCUGCGCCGGCCCCUGUUCGACUCCGCCACGCUCGCGGCCGUCGUGAUCGCUGUGGGCCUGCUGGCCGUCGUGGCCAUAAAGCUGAUGGCGGGCGGCCGGGCCAAGGCGCCGCGGCCCAAGAAGGCGGCCAAGCUGCGCAACUCCGGGGGGUCGAUGUUCGUGAAGGAGGAGGGCGUCACCGUGCGGCGAUCGGCCAGGGUCCGCGCGAUGAGCCCCUACGGCACGCCAAAGAACGCCGGAGGAGAGGAGGUCGCCGCGAGGGGCCCUGGGGGAACCCUUCGCGUUCCCCUGCGUGCCCGGGGAGAUGUGGAAUUGCUCGCCGCUGGUGGGUGCGUCCCUGGGCGAGCCUCCGCCUUGACCCGCACCUCGGGGCGCACAGAGACGUGA
This is a messenger RNA of Ostreobium quekettii, 444 nucleotides long. The record is from the annotation of a GenBank genome assembly. NCBI's taxonomy places the organism in Eukaryota, Viridiplantae, Chlorophyta, Ulvophyceae, Bryopsidales, Ostreobiaceae.